Oryzias latipes (Japanese medaka) is the source of this 4284-nucleotide messenger RNA. It is a transcript of the gene coro7, whose product is annotated as coronin 7. Gene Ontology annotation, molecular function: protein binding. The record is from RefSeq and is a predicted model, not a curated record. Lineage: Eukaryota; Metazoa; Chordata; Actinopteri; Beloniformes; Adrianichthyidae.
CCGAGCAUACUCACAGGAGCCAACUGCCGCUGUCAGCUGAAGCAGCAGCACUCCAACCAGCUCGACAUCCGGAAGGCACGAAAGUCAAUUUGAGAGCGCAACAUGAAUCGAUUCAAGACAUCCAAAUACAAAAACACCACUCCGAAAAUUGCCAAGAAAGAUGAAUGGAUCAACAAUGUUCGUGGUGGUUCCUUUUCCUGCCAGGGGAACCACAUCAAAGCAAGCUCCAAGUUGGUGGCUUUUAAUACAGAGCAGGCUGGUGGAGGCAUGCUUGGUUUGACCUCAGUCAGACCUGGUUCUGAUGGACAAUGGACAGUCACGCAGAUUUCUUGCCAUUCUGAUCUUGUGACUGAUAUGGACUUUAAUCCGUUUGACGAUUGUAUCCUAGCCACCUGCUCCGCGGAUGAAACGGUGAAGCUGUGGCACUUGUGUGAUCCAGAGCACCAGCAGCCAAGCGAUCCGAGCCUGACGUUAAAUCCAGGUCAAGGGAGGCUGGAGCUGGUGCAGUUUCAUCCCACCUGCUCUGGCCUUCUUGCUGUUGCCACCACCAAGUCUCCUCUGAUUUGGGAUACCAGUCGAAAAGAUGCACCUCUAGCAGCUCUGGAACAACAUGGAGACCAGAUGCAGAGUCUGAGCUGGAAAAGGGAUGGCUCCCUGCUGGCAUCCUCUUGCAAGGACAAGAUGUUGCGGGUGUUUGAUCCCCGAGCCCAGCUGACACCUGUGCAGAGUUCCAAGAGCCUUCAAAGCAACAAGGAUUCUCGCAUCCUGUGGGCCAAGGAUGACCUUUUAGUGACCACUGGCUUUGAUAUGAUGCGUAGUCGUGAGGUGAGGCUUUGGGACAGCAGGAAGCUGAGCUCCUCUAUCAGUUCUGCGUCACUCGGCACCUCCAGUGGAAUGCUGAUUCCACUCUUUGAUGAAGACACUGGUCUGCUCCUCAUCACUGGCAUGGGAGAAACUGUGAUCGAUUGCUUUGAGAUUUCUUCCUCUGACCCUUCAGUCUCUCAAGUGAGCCACUGUCUGUUGGAUAAUUCAACUCGAGGGGUUGCCAUGGUUCCCAAGCUGGCGUUAGACGUCAUGUCAUGUGAAGUGAUGCGCGUACUUCAGCUGACUGACAGCUGCGUCGUCCCCAUCAGCUAUCAAGUUCCUCGCAAGAAUUCUGGCUACGAGUUUCAAGAAGACCUUUACCCAGACACUGCAGGAACAUCUCCUGCCAUGUCUGCCAAGGAGUGGUGGCAGGGAGGGAACAAGCAGGUGGAGAAAGUCAGCCUCCACCCAGACAAACGACCCAAACCCUCAGCAAAACAACUGCCUGCGAUGAAGGACAAAGCCAGUGAAGGGAGCAAAGAUGGCCAUCCUCGCGACAGCUCCACCUCUAGCAGCCCUCUGAGCACUCCGAGCAGCAGUGCUGUCCCUUCCCGCUCCCCUUCCUCCACCUCUGGUCUCUCCUCUGGCUUCCUCCCUAGUCCAAGUCAGGGUGCCAAAGCUAUCCAAAACCUAAUGGGGCCAACAUCCAAGUUCCGUCACAUCCAGGGAACGGUGAAGCACAAGGACACGCACAUCACCAACAUUCGCGGACUUAACCUGACUACGCCCGGAGAGUGCGACGGCUUCUGUGUCAACCGCCAGCGAGUGGCGGUCCCUCUCGCCAUCUCUGGAGGCCAGAUCGCUGUAUUUGAGCGCUCCCAGCCAGGGAAGUUACUAGACGCGUCCCUGCCCACCAUCCAGAACUCUGUGAAUGUGGCCGAUUUUGCUUGGGAUCCCUUUGACUCUCACAGACUUGCUGUGGCUGGAGACGAUGCUAAGAUCCGGGUGUGGCGGGUACCAGAGGGAGGGCUAAAAGAGACGCUAACUGAGCCUGAGCUCAUCUUGCAAGGGCACACAGAGAAGAUCUACUCCAUUAAGUUCCACCCUCUGGCCAGCAAUCUCCUGGUUUCUUCAUCAUAUGAUCUCUCCGUUAGACUGUGGAAUCUGGAGAGCAGAGAACAGGUCAAACUUCUCACCGGACACCAGGACCAGGUGUUUGGCGUGGCAUGGAGCCCUGACGGAAAACUUCUGGCCACAGUUUGCAAGGACGGGAAAGUCCGCAUUUAUGAUCCCCGCAGGUCCACUGAGCCUGUGCAGGAGGGUCCAGGUCCUGAGGGUCACAGGGGAGCUCGUGUGGUGUGGGUGUGUGACGGCAAGUACCUGCUGGUGUCAGGAUUUGACAGUCGCAGUGAAAGAGUGCUCUACCUGUACUCUGCAGAAUCGCUGUCCUCUGGGGUCGUAGCCAGCAUUCCUGUGAACGUUUCCCCCUCCACGCUUAUCCCGUUCUACGACCCCGACACCAGCGUUGUCAUCCUCACUGGAAAAGGCGACACCAGAGUCUACAUCUAUGAGGUAGCUCCUGAAGAGCCCUACUUUAUUGAGUGCAGCAGUUUUAACUCACCGGAGCCUCAUAAGGGAUUGGCUUUUCUGCCUAAGACUGAGUGCAACAUACGCGAUGUGGAGAUAGCCGUAGGACUGAUGCUUACCAAGACAACCAUAGAGCCUGUGGCCUUCAGAGUGCCCAGAGUCAAAAAAGAGUUUUUCCAGGAUGACCUGUACCCGGACACAGCUGUGUGGUGGGAGAGUGCCCUGACGGCCUCUGCCUGGCUCUCCGGCUCCAACGGCCAGCACAAGAAGAUCAGCCUGAAGCCCAAAGACAUGACGCCAUUGAGUGAGGCCCCCAAAGAGGCCCCAGUGAGGAAAUACCUGCCUUCAUCUGUUUACUUGGAGGAAAAAACUGAUGAGCAGAAAAAAGAGGAGCUGCUGAGUGCCAUGGUGGCUAAGCUGGGAAACAUGGACGACCCGCUGCCGCAGGAGUCCUUCCAGGGGGUUGAUGAGGACGAAUGGGAUGAUUAAAAGGGAAGCCAUGGUCUGCUUUCUGAUUCACGGUGCCAACAAAAGACAGGAGAGGAGAGCUCUAGAGAUGCCACUUCAGAGUUUUGGGAGAGAUGAUUGCAGCCCACUGAACACACAAAACCACAAAGCACAAUUCAAAAACAGAUAUCACACAUUCCUGUUCUAGUGCCGUAUGUGUUAACAUUGCAGAAAAUCUGAAUUUACAUGGUGUCGUUGAUGUUGUUAGUGAAAUAACCGCUUCUGUUUUUACUUAUGUGUCUUUUGGGGAUCUAUUUGAAUGAAAUAAUAACUGUUGUUUACUGUAUCAGGAAAAAAUGUCCUAACAUUACUAAAAUAAUUAAUGAAGACACUUUUAAUAACUAGAUAUCUUUCUUGCCACACUGACAGCAAACUGCAAAAGGUUUUUGUGCUCCUUUGGCUCCUUAACCAGAUCAAAUAAAAGAGAAAAUGAAUUGUUUACACAUUGGAAUAUGACAAUAGUCUGUAUUCAACCCUCAACUAUCAACCACCGCUCAUUUUUCAUACUGGUCACUCAAAAAAGCACAAACAGUAACAAAGUGAAGCCGCUUGUUCAAAUAAAUAAAUAAAAAUUCCACUUGGAUGUUUAUUUUAUGGUGUCUUAAUCAAAAUUUUGGUUGAAAAAAACAACUUUUAAUGCUUUAGGGACACAACAGGGUCAUCAAUUGUAAUGUUUGCUUAGGAACUGGAAUUUUAGGGACUUAUUUUAUGUUUUUCAAACUAACGCUCCAAUAAAAUGCCAACAUGGUUAUAUGUAACUGAACCAGGUAUUCCUUGAAUCUUGAAUAAAAGUUGGGAUCACAGGUUAAAACUAAUCUUUUUUGUGCUUUUAAAGCCAAAUUUUUACUGUUGUGAAGAUCUAAAAGAUGCCUUUUAAAAUGAUUGUUGCUUCUUGUUUACUGGGAAUGUAAUGACCUCUGUUGGUAUUCGGAUGCUUUCAUGGAUUUUCAUUCUAAAUGACCUAAUGUUCUUUUCUAACUUUAGUUACUAAUAUGUAAUCAUGGUGUUAGUUAGAUUGUAGGUAUUGAUAGCUUACUGUAAAUCCAUCAGGUAGUCUCUCCUCGGACUACAGCAAUGUAAUCAGUUUAUAGAUUUGAUCCGGUAACGUUUGUUUGCACUUUUUGGUGAACUUUGCUGAGCCUGCAGACUUAGCCUGCAUUUUUGUGCAAGUCAGAUUUGAAGUCAUGCAUGCCAAGUGUCAUCAGGGUUUUCCGUGAUGUUUGUCAUCAGGAUUCUGAAACAUCGUGUUGGAUUAUCUUUGUUUGCCUUUCUUUAUGUCGAUAAGGACUUUUUAUAAAUGGAACAAGUUUGAUUUUAAUUAAAAAGUAAAAAUGGUUUGUGGACUUUUUUUCAAUAUUGUCUUGAAAUAAACUACUUUUCACUGCA